CUGAAUUUUAAACACUCGCCGCCACCAUAUUGGACGGAGAAUACUGAAAACACGGAUAUUACAAUAGCAGAUUUGAUGAUAACUUGAGUUAUUAUAUUGUUCCUGAUCACCGGAAUCCCCCUUUUUUAUUUUUUUUUGGACCGUUCUAUGUUUAUGGCUUUUGUGGUAAACUCGUAGUUAAUUCUAACUAUUUAGUAGCGAAGCUCGAACUAGUUAGCUAACUAGCUAGUAAUAAAGCAACAUAGCGCGGAUAUAUAUAAAGAUAUACAUCUGUAUAUAAAGCGUGCACGAACAUUUUUUAUGCGUAUAAUAUCGGAUAUAAGCUUUUCAAAUGACUCAAUUUCAGCCGAAUAAUUCAGGGGUUUUGAGGGCUAGCUAAACUAGCGCGCGCGCGAGCGAGACUUGGCUCACUCCAAAACAACGCCGCUGUGCUAACUCAAGUUAGCAACAACAACACAAGGGAAAAAAAACAACAACCACCAACGCAGCUAGUUAAUCAGUGCACGCCAGGGUUAGUUGACUAGAGAAAUGGUUUAUUAGAAAGGAAAUCUCCUCAGGACUCGCUUCGCCAGUCCGCUUUUGCUUUCGGGAUUAGCUUUUUUUCUUUUUUUUUCUUUUCUUUUUUUCUAGCUACGUCUACGCACUCGGAGUGGAGAAGAUAACGUUAUAACUAGCUUAGCUUAGCUUCGGAAACAGGAAGAACCUGUCGUUUCCAUGGACAACACGUCCAUCAUAACGCAAGUUACGAAUCCAAAGGAGGAGGAGAUCUUAUCGUCAAAUCCUGAGAAAGUUUCGCUGUCCAGCAGCAGCCUGAAGAAGAAAAGUCAUCGCAGUUUAUUCAGCUCCUUCUUUUGCUGCUUGCGGAGUUAUGAAGUCGAUCCUCCUGCCAACACAAACAACAACACCAGCAGCCCUCUGCCUCCACCUGUGGAGGAGAACGGAGCGCCACCGAAGUGUGAGCAGGCUGAGGUCAUCCCUGUGCCCGGUCCUCCGGAGAAAUAUCUCCUCCCCGAGGUGAACAUCAACGACUACGGAAAGAAGUGUGUGGUGAUAGACCUGGACGAGACUCUGGUGCACAGUUCGUUUAAGCCUAUUAGUAAUGCUGAUUUCAUCGUCCCGGUAGAGAUUGACGGCACAGUGCAUCAGGUGUACGUCCUGAAGAGACCGCAUGUGGACGAGUUCCUGCAGAAGAUGGGAGAAUUGUUUGAGUGCGUGCUCUUCACAGCCAGCCUUGCCAAGUAUGCUGACCCUGUGGCUGACCUGCUGGACCAGUGGGGAGUGUUUCGGGCGCGGCUCUUUCGGGAAUCCUGUGUGUUCCACAGAGGAAACUACGUCAAAGACCUGAGUCGGCUCGGCAGAGAGCUGCACAACGUCAUCAUCGUGGACAACUCGCCAGCGUCCUACAUCUUCCACCCCGAGAAUGCUGUUCCUGUACAGUCAUGGUUCGAUGAUAUGACCGACACCGAACUGCUGGACCUGCUUCCAUUCUUUGAAGGACUGAGCAAAGAAGAGGACGUGUAUGGAGUUCUGCAGAACCUCCGAGGCAGGUAGCAAGCUGCACCGUCCUGCCUUACGCGGGCACAGACUUCACCUCCCAGCAGCCCACUGCUCACUACACAGGAAGUGCAGACGUCCCCGCCCCCAAUCCCACGUCUGCGGCCCACGCAGCGACGAACAUCCACUACAGACCUUUACUGCUCACGAGAGACCCACUUGCUUAAGUGCUUAAUAAUAAACCAAAAAACGCCAAAACCCUUCUUUUCCCUUCCGAAACGAGAGAAUCCAGAUCUUUGGGUUGUUGCUAUGCAGGCGUUACAGGACUGUGGGUUUUCUUUCCUCUUUGCUUACCCAACAAAGUGCCUUUUUUGAAUGUCAUUUUUACUGGGAAAACAUUUUUGUACGUGAAAAUAUUUCCAGAGAUUUUCAGAAUUCUACUCUUUGAAAACAGAGGCAGGUUGUUAUUGUUUUUUCUCUCCUGGUGAAGGCAGUGUUAUUGAGGCUGGAGGUUUUUUUUUUUUUUUCCUCUUAAUCAUCUCCAUCAGUGUUCCUUUUGCUUUCACUCAUGCGGUCAUAUAGACGCGUGCAUUUUUGUCUGCCUUGUAAAAGCAAAGGUGUUUGCACUUGGUUUGGUUUCUGAGAUGAGGAACAAUCUGAGACUGCAGAUUGUCGUAAUUGUGCCAAUGAAUCGCUGCAUCAUUACAUGCUGAGGCUUUUUUUUUUCCUUUUCUUCCUCUCCCCUGUUGCUGAAUUUUAGCACAGGUCCUGCGAUGGUACAGAAAAUGCUGACAAUCGUGUCUGGCUGUUUCAGAGCGCAUCGGGUAGAUGGUUAUGGAUAAGCUGAGUUUGUGUUUUAAAGCUGGUGCAGAUCCCGUUACUCUAAUUUGUGAGUGAGAUGUAUCCUGGUCAUUACAGGAUCCACAAAAUUGCCAAUGUGUCCCUCAGGUGUUUAUUUACUUUCAUGUCAUUGCAUCAGUUUAUAAUCCUGUUCUAUAUUUAACCAGAGCUGCAGUUCUUUCUAGAACUCUGAUGAAGCUACUUGUUCAAAGUAAGCAAGACAGCUUGACGCACAUGCCUGUCGUUCUUUUCUUUUUUUUUGUUUAACCGUUACUUUGCUUUUAUUUCUCAUCACUUAAGCGUUUGAACUCAUUCUGAGCUGCGACAUACGAGACUUUAGUACCUCACCGAUCAGAGAGAAAGCGAGCACAUGUAUGCUCUUGGUUGCGCAGGGUUAAAUAAAGGUCCGUGUGGAGCCUGUCUUACCAUGGUGCCUAGGAGAGGAGCAGUGGCGUAUCCGAGCCGCCACCCAUGCAAUAGCCUCUCUGUUUUUUCCUAUACACUAAGCCUGUUUGCAUUAAUUUCCCAUAUUUACACACGUUAUUUAUUCUUUUGCACUGUUCUUCCCUCUCUCUCUGCUCCACAGAAGAGUUUUUCAGUCUGCGGAUGUAUCAGUAUUUAAUUUCACACACACACUUUCAUACUACUAUGCCGUUUCUGCUUUGGUAUAAAAUAAAACACUGCCCUUUCAUAGAUUUCUUUACCUCAUGUCCCCCCCCAUAUUAAACAAGUUGUCAGAGGUGGAGCACUUUGUGUUGGUCAAGAAUUUUUUCUACUAAUAUUUAAACUAGUUAGCGGGUCAGGAUUGUUUCGAAUUGCUAAGCAUUACAUCCACUUGGGGUUCUGUCUUUUUAUAUAUGUUUUUUCCUUAUGUAGACAGACUCUCUGAAACUUGAGAGGACGGUGCCACGUUUGCAGUACAUUUCAAGGUGAUGUGAUCCAUGGUUUUGUUGCAAAUUUUCUUCCAGACUCUGACACUAUAUUAAAGCACCUUUUUAGGAAAAAGAAA
Molecule: messenger RNA, 3343 nt
Organism: Neoarius graeffei (lesser salmon catfish)
Lineage: Eukaryota; Metazoa; Chordata; Actinopteri; Siluriformes; Ariidae
Gene: ctdsplb
Product: CTD (carboxy-terminal domain, RNA polymerase II, polypeptide A) small phosphatase-like b
Exons: 8
Coding region: 715-1551 (278 amino acids)
Molecular function (GO): RNA polymerase II CTD heptapeptide repeat phosphatase activity
Source: RefSeq, a predicted model, not a curated record